Hypomesus transpacificus is the source of this 1123-nucleotide messenger RNA. RefSeq names its product roundabout homolog 2-like. The transcript has 2 exons. Gene Ontology annotation, cellular component: axon; plasma membrane; neuronal cell body. The record is from RefSeq and is a predicted model, not a curated record. NCBI's taxonomy places the organism in Eukaryota, Metazoa, Chordata, Actinopteri, Osmeriformes, Osmeridae. Gene Ontology annotation, molecular function: axon guidance receptor activity. The annotation marks the transcript as partial. Gene Ontology annotation, biological process: synapse organization; homophilic cell-cell adhesion.
GGCUGUGCGGAGUGCGCAUAGACCAUGGACUCCUAGUGGUAGCGCUGAUGAGACCUAGAGAGGAUACGCUGUUGAACUGAAUACUGCAACAUCUACUUGACUGUAUAUUGAGUGCAGGCUAAGCACAUGGGAUAUCGGGGAGUGGGUGGUUCCCUUUCAUAUAACCAUUUAUUUCUUUAUUGAAGUGAAAGAAGUAGUAGAGUUUGUUUAGAACAUUAAAAAUAUCGUUGAGGAACUGUGGAGACAACGGUGAAGAUUCUCAAGGUGCGCGAGACGCGUCUCAAGGAGGCGAAAGCAAGACCGCAACUCCAAAUGCGAGAAAGGGCUAAUGUGUUCCGCCAACAUUAUUUGAAUAUCUGCUUUCAUGUAGAGUAUACUAUUUUGGACAUAUUUAAAAAACAAAAAUUACUUGUGCGAGUUAACUCAAGGGACCGCAGCUGGAAUAACACUGAGGAUUGCCAGUGACUGAUUUGGUUCUUGGCGAAUUGGGAUGAGUCUAUCCCGGGCUCGAAUGAGCUGUCUAAAAUGAAUCCUUUCAAUUCCUGGACAUUGCAACUGGCUUUAGUCAGUAACUAAGACUUUUAUAUUUACUACGACAAAGGAGGAGUAGAAUUUGCCACCGUUUGGACUUCGUUCUCUGGUUAAAUCUGGAAUUUGCGUGCAGACCGUGGAUGUUUAAUAUGCUAGUAUGGGUCCGCUAGCGUUCAUCCUUGUUGGUGGAUUAUUGUACUUACAAGUUGAUGGAUCCCGUCUGCGCCAGGAGGACUCCCCGCCCCGCAUCGUGGAGCAUCCCUCCGACCUGAUCGUGUCCAAGGGGGAGCCGGCCACCCUCAACUGCAAGGCGGAGGGUCGGCCCACCCCCACGGUGGAGUGGUACAAGGACGGGGAGCGGGUGGAGACGGACAAAGACGACCCCCGCUCUCACCGCAUGCUGCUGCCCAGUGGCUCCCUCUUCUUCCUGCGCAUCGUCCACGGACGACGCAGCAAACCGGACGAGGGCUCCUACGUGUGUGUCGCCCGCAACUACCUGGGAGAGGCCAUCAGCCGCAACGCAUCGCUGGAAGUAGCAUGUGAGUCUGUCUGCCUCUUACCUGUCCGGUCCUGCCUCGACUUGUCUCUGCCU